Sander lucioperca (pikeperch) is the source of this 6563-nucleotide messenger RNA. RefSeq names its product AT-rich interactive domain-containing protein 3B. The transcript has 9 exons. The coding region runs from base 581 to 2389 and encodes 602 amino acids. The record is from RefSeq and is a predicted model, not a curated record. Gene Ontology annotation, molecular function: DNA binding. Gene Ontology annotation, cellular component: nucleus. Gene Ontology annotation, biological process: regulation of transcription by RNA polymerase II. Lineage: Eukaryota; Metazoa; Chordata; Actinopteri; Perciformes; Percidae.
GGGUCCAACAUGCUGUUCGCCAUGCGGGGGGUGUCAACUGAAGGGGAGGAAGAAAAAAAAAAACGACUGAAGGGAGUUACCUCAGCGCUUUCCGAGAUAUGAGAUCGGGCCAUUUUCCAGUCGGUCCCCUUUUCUAUUAAAGAAGAAAAUCACAGGGGGAAGAAAGACAGAAACACAGGUACAUUUGGAGUGGUCGCGCAGAAGAGAGCAUAUAGCGCCUUUCUGCAGGCGGAUCAGUCGGUAUCUACGGUGCAUGCACAGCUGCCCCGUGCGCGCGCGCGUGUGUGUGUUUACAAGUGUUUGAACGAGUGCCACAAACAAGGGAAGGACGGUAAAGCCAAGAAAGGAGGGAUGGUGGACAAUUCAAGCAGUAGUAAGGCACAAAUGGUAAGUCGUGGAUCCGGCUUGGCGUCCCUUUACAUUUCUGUGAUCUGUAACGUUACGUUAACGAGCUAAGAAAACAAACUCCGAAAGACACAGUUCGAACGUCUCAUUUAACGUCACGGGAAAGAGUCAACGAGCUUAACGUGACAUUUUCCAAAAGAAAAAGAACUAAACGAUUUAGAGCUAAUUUUACCAUAUGCCCAGCAUGUCUCAGGACCCUAGUGUGGCCUUUCCCCAGAGCAGCUCUACAGGGGGGAUGAAGCUAGAAGCAGUAAUGGAGCAGCUCCAACGCCAGCAGCAGGCCCGACUGGAAAUGGAGCGCAAGGAGAGGAAGCUGCGAGAGGCCCACAUCAUGUAUGCUCAGCAGGUUGCUGCCCAGCAAGCCAUCCUGGCAGCUGCACGGGCUUCUGGGGCCAACUUCAUGGGCAAAGGCCUGGCUGUAGGGGUCCCUGGUGGUGGGUUGCCUCCCCGGGUCUCCAAUCAGAGCAGUGUGGACUCGGAAAGAGAGGAUGACGAGGACAGAGGCCGGGAUUCUGGGGAUGAGGAUGACGACAAUGAGAUGAUGGAGGGGGACGAGGGCAGUGAUGAUGAGGAUGAGGGAAGUGCCAGUGGUCUGGAGUUCCUCCGCAAGCAGACCCUCGCUUUGCAGCAGAGUGCCUCCCGCAUCCCGGCCCGUCCCUUUGGCAGUUACUCUGCGUCAGCCCCCCAGAGGGCCGCAUCCCCACCUAUCAGAGUGAAGCAGGAACCCGACGAGGGCCUGUCCCCAGCUGGGCCUCGCUCUGCUACGUCUCCUAACGGACAGGCCGACUGGGGAUUUGAUGAUCACUUCAGACAGAAUGGCAGUGCAGGCUGGGCGGAUGAGGCUGACAGUAGCAAAGGAAGAGGAGAGGCCUCCAGAGACUUUGCUAAGCUGUAUGAGCUGGACAAUGACCCCAAAAGGAAAGAGUUUUUGGAUGACCUCUUCACCUUCAUGCAGAAAAGAGGAACCCCAGUCAAUCGUAUCCCCAUCAUGGCCAAGCAGGUCCUGGAUCUGUAUAUGUUGUACAAGCUGGUGACGGAGAAGGGAGGCCUGGUGGAGGUUAUCAACAAGAAGAUCUGGAGAGAAAUCACAAAGGGACUCAACCUGCCUACCUCCAUCACCAGUGCAGCUUUUACCCUGCGCACACAGUACAUGAAAUACCUGUACCCGUUUGAGUGCGAGAGGAAAGGACUCAGCUCCCCAGGUGAGCUCCAGGCUGCCAUCGACAGUAACCGGCGCGAGGGUCGUCGUCCGAGCUACAGCAGCAGCCUCUUCCGCUUCUCUCCCUCUCCCAGCACAGCUCCUCACAUCCUUUCACCUCCCAAGAUGCACCUUUCACAUCUGGGGGCAGGGGCCUCGGGGGCCCUCAAUGGCCUGCAGGCCUCACCAGGUCCCUCUAUGAAGAAAGAUGACCUGACCUCCUCCAUCCUGGCAGCGAGACCCUCCAUGGCACUGGCCCUGGGGCACCAGCAGGUUGCAGGUUUGGCAAGAGCCGCCACGCUGGAGCAGCUGAGAGAAAAGCUGGAGACCAGCGGUGGAGGAGAGGGGCCAGAGAGGAAGAUGGCCCGCAUGGCAGAAGAGCAGCAGCGCCUGAUGCAGCAAGCUUUCCAACACAACCUGCUGGCCAUGGCUUCCCAAAUGCCCAUGAACCUGCGCCUGGGAGCCCCCACUAUCACCACCAGAGAUGAGAAGCAGCAGGACAUGUCUCUGAGCAUCUCAACCAAUGGAAAUGCCAGCAUCACUGUCUCAGUGGAAGUCAAUGGCACAAUCUACUCAGGAACCCUGUUUGCCCAGAAGUCUGGUGGGCCCCCCGGGUCUGCUGUGUCAGCUGCUGCUGCUGCUGCUGCUGCUGCUUCAGCUUCUGCUGCUGGAACCAGCACUAGCUUUAACUUCUCUGCACCCCUGGCUCAGACCCUCAGCCCCACGUCCUCAUCCUCCUCCAAGGGUCCCAGCUCGGCUGAGCCGGCCCCCAGCGGGUCCCCCUAACUCAGGCUUCCCUUUGUACCUGCUCCACAGGCCACUCUUCCACCGGGAGGCCCAGCAAGAAUAUACAGUACAAUGAGAAAUCGAUAAGAAUAACAAACUGUUGCACAACAAAUACCUCAUCAACCCUGUCAACCUCUUGGCUGUCCAAUCAUGAACACAGAGCUCAAGAAUAUUAUAUGACAGCACGUGCCCAUACGCACAGCUAUGCAUUUUAUUCAACAUACAAACGCAUACACGCACACACUACAAACAAACAAACACAAUUAUACAUAUACAGGCACACAAUCUACACAUACAUAAUCUCGUUAAUCCUAAUGUACAUGCUAAACACAAUCAGCUCAGCCAAAACCCACUGACAGGUGUAGUCACAACUGAACUUGAAAAGUUUUUAUCUUAGGACAUUUUGUUUGUUUGUUGCCAUUUUGUCGUCUUUUUGAUUUUGUGUUUUUAGAAUGAUUUUGUUUUUAGUUUUUCUCUUUUUACAUACCUCAAAUCAAGUAACCUGCAGUGGUGUCUUUACCUCAGGAGCUGUAGUAUAUAUAACCUGAAUCAACUUUAUUUUUAUAUUCUUUUUGACCUAGUUGCAAUCAGGGGAAGUUGGGUAACUCUCACCAGUGGAACCUCAUGUACAGAGCACCCACCACACAGUGGCAGGCCUCCAACCCGGGCCGCUCAGGUUUCUUCAACACACUGUAGACUCUUGCUGAACUCAAACUGGUGAAUGAUCAGAUGCUGUAGACCAGCACAUACCUAAUUUCAUAACUCUUCCCUCAGUUCAGAUCAUGUAAGUCCAUUAUAUUGGUUGGAAGUUUAAUGACGUACACAAACCUCCCAAUAUGGAUGUGAUUUCUCCAAGCUGUAAACUCUCACUAGCAAUGGACGGCAUUUUUAUGUCCACCUAAAAAUCCAACUUAUUGCAGGUUCGUACAAACUGUCUUUAAACGCGUAGGGCACAAAGUUGGGGGGGACAGCAACUCCAAUCCACCCACAGCAGGCCGAGCAGACCCUGCGCUCAUUUCUCCACUCAGCUCCUGUCUAUGUUACAGAGAGGUUGUGCCGAAUCAGGUUUGAGUUGGUUGUCCCCCAUUUUGUUUGUGCAUUCUUCCUCCAGCUGCAGCCACACAGCUGAAUGUCAGUCACAUGGCAUCAUCGUCAGUGCAUAGUUCUCAGACGUCAAACUGGACCUCAGACCUCUCUGCACUGGAGAGCGUCUCUCUCAGGAAGCAAUGUGACACCUGCAAGGAAUCACUGUUAAUUUAAAGAAAAAGAAGGGAUUCAUACGUGAAGAAUGCACAAGUCUACGUGACUGUUCAAGAAUACCUCAUCAGACUCUCUCAAAAGGAGAGCUACACUACAUACCUCAUACAGCGCCAACGCCAUCAAGACUUGACGCCACAACCUGCGAUGGAAAUCCUACCUGAACUGAAACUGACGUGAACGUACUGACACACUGCUGGUGGUUUCUGGGGACAAACGGAACCGGGAUGGGCUCGCUAUCUCUCUCCUCCCGUGUUCACUUGUAUAAUUCGUUUUUUGGCUUGCUUCCAUUUCCUUUCUUUUCUUUUCUUUUUUUUUUUUUUAUUACCUCAAGUUGUUUUUUCAGGGAAGAGGAAAAGAAUAGUUAGUUCCUCACUGACACGUGUAGAUUUGUACGAUUGUCAACAGGUUUCCAUGUCGCAGGGGUCAAACAAUUUAAAAACAAUCGACCACGUUAACCUUAAACUCGACUGCGAACACCUAAAUCGCAGUUAACGCGCCUUUUUCUUCACGACAGCGGCAAGAUGAUAUGCAUGUGUACAAUCAUGUGACCAGUGUUUUAACACCCUAAUCUUCUGGUUCACGUUAGCCUCUGGUUAUUGCACAGCUAGAUACCAAAGACUAGCCAGGUCGCUCCUCUUGAUUAAGCUGUGGUCACAGCAAGGCAGUGUAAGGUCUGUUUUGGACUGCAAAAAAAAAACAAAAAAUUAAGAACGUUGCAUUUUAUUUCAUUUAAUCGGAUUUUGUGUUUUUUCUUAAAGCAAGUGAAAAUCUGCAAGAGGUAAAUUCCCUUGUUUCAUUUUACGGCAUGACUUGAUUAUUGAAAAGGUACAAUGGAAAUAAGUAAUGUAUAACUGGAUUUAGGGACUCAAAAUCUGAUUACAUGACAUGUACAGACAUUGUACAGAUAUUUAAAUUUUGUUAUCCAGAACAGUAGCCCAGACGCUGUGCUAUAGCUGAUGCGCUAUCUCCCUAAUGUAACACUUUACACUUAUGGUCUCUUGGGGCUGGUUUUUAACACAACACCCAGUGUGAAUGCAUACCCUCUCAGCCACGGUGGACAGAGGCCCACAAGUCUGGCCCCUUUCUUAAAAAGCCCACUUUCUGAUAAUCCAGAAACUGUUGGAUUAUCCCUCCAAUUGUAAGGUAUUUUUUUCUCCCUUUAAAGUAAAUCUUUUGCAUUUUGAAAUACCAAGGGUGAAAAUGAAUUCUCUAGCUUUAUCUGUGUUGAAUGUGAGGCAUUUUAAUUGUUUAGAAACCUCUUUAAGCCCAGUGUGACCCAAGGUGGGCAGCCUUGUUGCUUUUAUUAGACUGUAUUUUAGCCAUUACGUGUCAGGUUUUGCAUAUGUUUUGCAGUGCAGAUCAGCGUUUAGGGUUUAAGGAGGGUGCCGGAAGUCCUUUUGGUGUACCCUUCAGAACCCUGUAUGACACACAAACUGUAUUUGAUAAAGGUGAGAACUGUAGAUGCUGCUUUAAAGUAGUUGCUGGUGAGAUCCGGCCAGUGCAGUUUUUACUACUCAACUGGCUGGGAAAAUGUAUUUCUCUUCAAGCUUAAUCCUUUGGAGAGCAAUCACUUUUUAUUUUCACUUUUCAAUUCAAUCUGACAUUAGACACCAAUUGUCAUUUUUUGCUAUUUAUUUGUGUGGUUGUUUUUUUUGUCCUGGUGGACCUUGUUUUUAGUAACAGUUGAGCUUAUUGUCUUAGGCUGUGAUACUAAAACAUUUUCUUGUUUCUAAGUCUUUCUGUUUAAUCUGCUUAGUCAAAGCAAUGACUGUUUAGCGUAGCUUCACUGCCUUUGUAUGCGCGUGCGUGUGUGUGCAUCUGCGUGUGUGCGCGUGUAUGUAAGUGUGUGUGUGUGUGUGUGUGUGUGUGUGUGUGUGCGUGCAAGCAGGUUCAGUAUAUACAGUAUGUGGUUGCUGUUCCUACAUACAUUUGUAAUGCCAUUUGGGAUACUGCAGGUGGCGCCACAUCUAUUAUAUCGCAGGAGGAGGUGAUUUCUCAACAUUUUUAACAAGUCUUAACUUAAAUGGGGGUAGUUCUCUCCAACAUAAGCCUCAUUGACAUCCAUGGGAAAGGCCCAUUAAAGCAUUGAGGGCUGGUCAUUCACUUCUCUCUGAUCUCUCAAGCCAGCCACCCAUCGGGUCACCUCACGAAACCUCCAAGCUCUUGCCACCUGAUUUGCUGUGUGGAUGAGUAUAUAUGAUGUGUUGUGCCUGUGAGCCUGCAUCCGUGUGUGUAUGUGUGCAUCUAUUAGAGACCGCCCCUACCUCGUCAUACCACAAUACCUCAGGGCAGUGGGCUGCAGUCACUGUUGUGUUCGAUAAUGAAGCUGCGUUGAGGGACGAGUACUGACGGAAGCUGGGGUCACUUCGCCGAAUGCAACGUUGGUGUUGGUUUUGCAUUUCUGGAUUUGCGUCGUCAGUAACUGUAUGCGAGGUCUCGUCACUCAGGAAGCUGUGAAGUUGGGAGUCUGCAGAGCCUUUUGUCUCUAAGAUGAUUUUGGAGUUAAUUCAGUUUUAAAUUGUUUAAAAACUAACCUGAUCUGUGUAAAAACAGGCGCAUAUGCAAGUGGUUAUCGAAUACCUCAUUUAUCAAUUUUAUGUUUUUGGCUUGUACAAUGCUCCGUAUAUAAAUUCAACUGUGGGGUUUGUGCAUAUUUUUGUACUGUUAUUAUUAUUAUGGACAUGGUAAUAAUUAUAUUACUGAUAUUAUAGUUUUCUCUUUGAUUAAAGCAAACAAAAAAUAGGACAAAACACAUGAAUGCUUGUAAAAACUGGUUUGUGCUGAUUGUAUUUAAGAGGAGCACUUUUCCAAAGUGGUUUUCACACAUUCAGUUUUGUUCAUAUUAGUAAUAUAAAGAUAUGGUUCUCAGGGCUUUAAACUUGUAUGUCAUGAUAAAGUUUUACUUUAUAUCUUA